AUGGUGAACGUCGAUUCAGAAGAAGGCGAGUACGCAAAGCCUGUUGAUAUUGAACACAGCGGUAGGGCGAAUUACUACAAGACUACACAGUCGCUGAACGGUAUGAUGAACAGCUACAUGACUCUGGCCGAUGCCAAAUUCGUGCUACUCCGUGAUCAUCCACCAACGGCGCUAUACAAGAUGCUUUUCUCCAUACCCCAUCUGCUGACAGUCAGCUUGUUGGCCUCUGCCGUACCGGAUGCAUUGGCAUACUCCACUGGCAAACCAGAGAAGUUCCGCACGGUCGUCACUACCGAUAUGGAACAGGAUGACCUGGCAUCACUCGUCCGAUAUGUACUAUAUACCAACGAGCUCGACACGGAAGGCAUCAUCUACACCUCCAGCAAAUAUCACUGGGCAGGUGACGGCAAAGGUACAAAGUUUUUCUUGCCCGACCGCGAAUACAACACUUCUCAGACGUCGUGGCGCUGGACGGGAACUCGGACGAUACAAGACAAGCUCUUGAAGGCUUACGCCGAAAUAUAUCCCAAUUUGCGGGCCCACGAUUCGGCCUAUCCUACGCCAAAGGAUCUGCUGUCCAAAGUCAAGAUGGGUAACAUUGUCUUUGAGGGAGAGAUGGACGAAGAUACGGAUGGCUCCAACCUCAUUCGAUCGUUGCUCCUCGACAACGACCGACGAACGCUCUACCUCCAGGCCUGGGGCGGAACCAACACCAUUGCCCGCGCCCUCAAGUCCAUCGAAGACAGGUACGCCAGCUCAAAGAAAUGGCCACAUAUCAAAUCCUCCAUCUCUCAAAAGACCGUCAUCCUCGCCAGCGGCUUCCAAGACCAAACCUACGCCGACUACAUCGCCCCCAACUGGCCUUCCAUCCGCGUCGAAGACUUCCAAACCGCCUACAACACUUGGGGCUUCAACUGCAACAAAGGCCAAGGCAACGUCCGCGGUCUCCCCGACGCCCAUGAGUAUUUCACAGGUGCCUGGAUCAAAGCUAACAUUCAGACCGGCCCGCUGGGAAGCCUGUACCGCUCGUGGCUUGACGGGCAGCAUACGGACGGCGACCAGCUCGACGUUUUCGGUAACUACACACAGGCUUCUGCGCCGAGCACGUGGUGCAAGCCGCUCGGACCGUAUGAUUUCCUGUCUGAGGGUGACAAUGUGGCGUUCAACCCGCUGUUGACGACGGGUAUUCAGGAGCCUGGUAAGCCGGCGCUUGGUGGUUGGGGUGGGCGGUCUUUCCUUAAUAGCUCCAUGCCGGAGCAUUGGCAGUUGGUCAGCACAGAGAAGGCAGAUAAUGGGAGUGAGGUCAAGGACUGGACGACGAACCGCUGGAUUGCGGCUGCGUCGAACGACUUCGCGGCGAGGAUGCAGUGGGGGCUUACGUCGAAGUAUCGCGAGGGGAAUCAUGCGCCUUCGGUGAAGAUUCGGAAUGGUGGGGAGGUGAAGGCGAGGGCUGGAUCGACUGUUAAGCUGUCUGCUCGUGUUAGUGACCCGGACCGGGACCAGGUUACUGUGUCUUGGUGGCAGUAUCUUGAGGAGGGGACGUAUCCGGGUGAGGUUGAGGUCUCAAGCAACAAGCACAAUGGCGCGAGUGUAAAGGUGCCUAAGGAUGCGCAUUCUGGGCAGACUGUCUCCGUAAUCGUGCAGGCGACUGAUGAUGGAGAGUUUCCGUUGACGCGGUACGAUCGUGUGAUUAUUAGCGUUAAAUAG
Molecule: messenger RNA, 1707 nt
Organism: Didymosphaeria variabile
Lineage: Eukaryota; Fungi; Ascomycota; Dothideomycetes; Pleosporales; Didymosphaeriaceae
Exons: 2
Coding region: 1-1707 (568 amino acids)
Molecular function (GO): hydrolase activity, hydrolyzing N-glycosyl compounds
Source: RefSeq, a predicted model, not a curated record